AAGUAGACGAAGCACAGUAGUAGCAGCUGACUGUGUUUCUUGGGCCACGAUACACUGUAGUCUAGACUAUUUACACUGUAUUUUAUUUAUUUAUACAUAUCAAAAUGUCUCAUACUGUUGUUACUACCACCACCACGACGAGAUCGUCUUCGGGCGAAGGAUUCUUGAAUUUGGGCUAUACUCGCUCUGUACAAGGAUUACUGAAAAUCGCCCAAGUGGUAGCCCUCCUGAUUGCGUUCCUGUGUGUACACUGUGCACGAGGUUGGACUGAUUACUCAGCCUUUCGGUACUUUGAGGUGGUGACGCUAUGGUUCCUCAUAGCCUUCCUCAUCUUCUACCUCAUGUAUGUGUUCAGACUGCAGAGUAAGAUCCCCUGUAUCAACUGGACAAUGACGGAGUUACUGCAUUAUGGCGUUGGGACCAUCCUGGUCUUCAUUGCCUCUAUUGUUGCAGCUGUUAAGAGUGGAGGUGUGUCUGAACUAGAAGCUGGUUCGGCAUUUGGCUUCAUCGCCACAUUCCUACUGGCUGUCAGCAUAUGGACAUCCUAUAAGGUCACAUGUGGUUCCCAGCCAACCAGUGCUUCUGUGUAAAACGGAUCUAUCAUUUCUUCCCCUCAAGUACCAAGAUGACUUCAUUGUCAGUGUGCUGUGCGACAGUAACUUCUUACCCCAACAACUGGCCCGGGGCCCAUUAAACAAUCAGAAGUUCAGCUUAGCCCGAGACUGGUUUCACUUCAGGAUAGUUACAAGUUAGCCAGUUAACUUUGUUAAACACUCUAUUUUGUACAGUUUACAAAGAAUGCUUAAAGUAAUUUCUCCUUCUUUGAGAUACACCGUCCUGAUGACCGGUCAGUUGUUAGGGAUAAGAAGUCACCUGUGUCUGCUUUGAAGAGCAGGCAGCUGUUGUUUCAUAUAAGUGCCUCCAGAGUGUUUAAACCAAGGGCUAGGCUGAGAGCCAGACCAAACCACCCCUCCAUCUUGAAUGGUGGCUAUUUGAAUGCUUUGAAAUCAAGAGGACAUAAGCUGUUUUUCAGUGUUGCCCUGAAGCUUUUUAGAGUUAGAUAUGUCAAUGCCACUCUUGUUUACAUUAUUUAUUUGAGAGCAAAUGUUUAUGAUGAUAGUUUUGUGCUUUUAUGUUCACGUAUGUCUGUCACAGUAUUAUAGGCUGCUUAUGAGAAGAAUCUCAUCAUAAAAAGGUCAACCGUCAUACAGCCUCACACUAUCACAUGUAUUUAAACAGCUCUUCUUUAUCUGAUGUGUUUGAGUUUGUAUAUGGGUUUAUAUUUCAAACAUGCUUUUGGUUGACUGAAGUAAAAGGGAAACCCAACAGCAUCCAUGUCUCUGAAUCCUUGUUUGUUGAAAAUAAGAUAUUGAGACCAGUGGAGGCUCCUUAGAGGAGGAAGGGGAGGACCAUCCUCAGUGAAUUUCAUAAAAAUAGUGAAACAUCAAGUUAUCCUUUUUAGAUAAAAACUAUAAAUAUAUUCACGUCAUCCAUGUUUUACUCCAUGUGUAACUCUGUGUCGUUGUAUCUGUCGAACUGCUUUGCUUUAUCUUGGCCAGGUCGCAAUUGUAAAUGAGAACUUGUUCUCAACUUGCCUACCUGGUUAAAUAAAGGUAAAAUAAAUAAAUAAAUAAAUCCCAAAAAUGGAUUAAAACGC
This is a messenger RNA of Oncorhynchus mykiss (rainbow trout), 1657 nucleotides long. RefSeq names its product CKLF-like MARVEL transmembrane domain-containing protein 7 (gene cklf7). Gene Ontology annotation, cellular component: membrane. The record is from RefSeq and is marked provisional. NCBI's taxonomy places the organism in Eukaryota, Metazoa, Chordata, Actinopteri, Salmoniformes, Salmonidae.